CCAGAAUGAAGUUUUGCUAGUAAAUAUAUGCAGAAGCGAAAAAUAUUAUAAAGAAUUACUAAAUAAAAAAAGGAGGAAAUGAAUCCAGCUAGUCUAAAUAAAACCACAGAAUUCUGGAUUUCAAAAGUAUUAGAGAACAAGACAAAGAAUGAGACGGAAAUUUACGAAGAGAAUACUCAUGCAUUUAUGAAUUCCGUGGAAUUAGUCUGCGUUAUUCUGCUUGCCGGAGUGCUUCUUCGAGAGACGAUGAAGAAAUUUCAUUUUCCUUAUACUAUUCUUCUGUUUGUAUUUGGUUGCGUAUUGGGCAUUUUCGACCUCAAAUUCCCAGCUUUCCAUAGCUACACGACGAUUGCCAAAACAGGAAUCUUGAUGAACUUAUUACUACCAGCUAUAAUUUACCAGUCUGCAUAUGGAGUAGAACCGCAUAUGUUCUACAUGGCUCUUACUCAAAUCCUGAUUUUGGCUGUACCAGGGCUCGUGCUAUGUACAGUGUUGACUGGUGUGUUUGCAAAAAGUAUCCUACAGCCUUAUGGUUGGGACUGGAUUGUCUGCUUCGUGUUUGGUUCCAUUCUAAGCUCGACAGAUCCCACUGCUGUAGUACCUAUCCUUACAGAUACUGCUCAAGAUGUUAUCUUCCAUCUCUUACGUACAACUGUUGGAGGUGUAGUAUUUGGAUAUUUAGUGGCUAUAGGUGCCAUAGCUCUGCUAAGAAGAACAGAAAACGACACUGAUGUGGAAGUGACAUUUUCCUUUUGUAUUGCAUACAUCACGUAUUUCACCAGCGACCUGUUUUUAAAGGUAUCCGGCAUCCUGUCAGUUGUUGUACUUGGAGUAUGCAUCAGCAAUUACAAGAGUAGUAUUAAUUACGAGGAGAAGGAUUCUACAAUGCAGCAGUUCUGGGAAUCUCUGAGUUUCUGGGCUAAUACUCUUAUCUUUACUGUUGUCGGCAUCAUAAUAAUGUCCACCGCUGCUACUGACUUCAGCCCCAGCGACAUCGGAUUCAUCAUUGCAACAUACGUUGCAGUUUCAGUGUUUAGAGCUGUAAUGGUAUUACUACUAACUCCGUUCUUAAGAAACAGGGGUUAUGGUUUCAGUUGGAACUACGCAGCUGUUCUAACCUGGAGCGGAUUGCGAGGAUCCAUAGGAUUAGCUCUCGUACUUAUGUUUCGCUAUUCUGUACCUCAGCGCAUCGCAAAUAAGUUCCUGAUCCAGGUGUCAGGAGUCAUUGUUUUGACGCUUGCCGUGAAUGCCACAACGAUGAAUUUACUCUUCAAAGUUUUAGGAAUAGGACAGGUGACAGCAAAAAACAUUAAGUCAAUGUCCCAUGCUCUUGCGUUACUCAGAGAUGCAGUUAACGCGACAGAGAGCGUUGCAAGAAUGGAUAAGUAUCUGGCCGGUGCAGAUUGGCCAUGGGUACGCAAGGUGACCUACAUAAAAAAUCCUUACGAAAAUCUUGAGUACACGCAUAAAAUACUGCCUUCUGAUACAGACAAAGCUCUCUUAUCCUCCACGAAGGACGAAGCGCUUACAGAUGAAAUAAAAGUUAUACAAGAAGAAUCUCGACAAUGGGUGUUGAGAUCCAUGGAAGUUUCCCUCUAUAAUCAACAUAUUCGCUAUAGCAUAUUAAGGCGAACUCUUAGCCAUUUAAGCACGAUUAUUGAAGAAACUCUAGAUGUCCCUCAGAAGUAUCUGUUUGCAAAAGAAAUUAAAAGAAGAUAUUUGCGCGUUAAUGCUAUAGCAAAAUAUUUAAAACUUCCACUGAUGCGUUUUUCCCAAAGGCUGAGUGUCCACACUCAUACACUCAAGGAUGAGCUGAACAAAAGCAAAGGGUUCCGAAAAUGGUGUCUCAGCAUCUACUUAAGCAGAACAUUCGAACCGAUUGUCUUCUGGAUGCUGGUAUUGAAUAUUGUACCUAUGGCCGCUCAAGCAGAGCUUAUCUUCGUGAAAUACGAACAUUCUCACAUUGUGCAGAGUUUCAGGUCGGAAGUAAUAAUAUAUGAAGUUUGCAACGGAAUGUUAGCGAUUUUCUUUUUGUUUGAAACUACCAUAAGGUUAGGUGCUUUGGGUUUCCGCCAUUACAUGAAAAGUCACAGCAACAAAUUUGAUCUCUUAGUGACUAUCAUUGUUAUUGUGCACACACUGGUAGCUAUUGCUUUAGGUAUUAAGCAUGAAGGUUUGUAUCCUAAGACGGAUUUAUACAUCCUAUUCGGACUAGGACUGUUCAGGAUUCUACGACUAAUUAGAGUCUCGCUUUCGGGAAUUCUUACAAGCAUCAUUGAUAACUUGUGUUCGGUAUACUACAAUGCCUAUGACUUAGCUGUUGGAUUCAUUGUCGCCAAUGAAGACAUCGCAAAGACAGCGAAAGAUGCCAUCGAAUAUGAACCAAGUUAUGAUUUGGUUUCAUUCAACACAGACAAAAAUAUCCUUCAGAUGCUAUCUUACCUUGAUGAUUUUGGAGCAACUCAUUCGCAAGUGGUUUGCGCCUGGAACACACAUGGGGCUACAGUUAAAAUUUUGAGGGACAUGAAAAGUGUCAUUGACGAAAUGCUAGACAUCUACAUGAUAGAUGAAGAAGAUGCAGAAUUUCUAAAAGAGGAAUUAAAUUUGAAGAUGAAGGAUGCCUUGUCCGCACCAAAAUUCAAGCCACUGCAUACAGGAGCACGUUAUAUUCUUGAACAUUUGCAGUGGAUUAAAAAUGAAGAAAUGCUGGAUAUGAUCCUCCAAAAUUGUGUAUUACGUUCAUAUUCUAAAGAUACUUUGAUACAAGAUGUUGGAUACGUAGAAGAUGUGUUACGGAUUGUUUAUAAAGGAGUCGUACAGAUUUCAGGUGAAAAUGAUGGUUUCAAAUCUAGCAUCUUAUCCAAUAUUCAUUCCGCAUGGUAUUUCAUGAGAAAUGAGAUUUUCUCUCAGUAUGUUACUACAUCAGAAAUUAUAGGUCUUCUUGGAUAUUUGCUGGAAGAGCCAACUGUCACUUCUGUAACAGCAGCCACAGCUUGUGAGCUACUUGAAAUCGAUUAUGCUGUUCUCAAAGAAGCUGAAGAAAAAUUUGGAGACCUAUCUUACGAUAUGUGGAGAAAUAUAGCUUUAGAUAUAGGAUUUAUAAUUCUUUCUAAGGAGGAAAAUUACGAGAAAUGGUCCGAUGAAAAAAUUAAAAUACACCUAGAAAGCGGCAUUUUUCCUGAGUUGAAGGAUAUCACCAACUUCCAUGUUCAUGAUGUCAUUACAGAUAUGGUUCUCAUACAAGGAAAAAUUCGAGAUGAUAUUACAAAUGCUGAAUAUGUAGGACCUGACUAUGUGCCAAGAAGUGUUCGAGAUAUUAUAUUGCUAGAUGAUCCUACAACCAGACCUCGUGUGGUGAUGAUAUUACUUCGAGAAGCGAAAAUUCAUUCGCAAACGAUAAUGGGGUGGAAAUCGCCGAGUGAAAUUAGUUAUGAAGGUCUCUGCAUGGCGCAUGGUCUUCGAAAAACCAACCUAUAUGACGAAGAGUUAAUGCAUACGAAGCAUAAGAAAAAGCAAAUGUCACUCGCACAAACCAUUGUAAGAAAGUUUACGAAAAAUGAGAACAUUUUACGAUCAGAAACAGCUUAAAUGCAUGCUCAAGAUGAAACUUCUAAGAGUUUUUUUUUUUUUUUUUGUUCCUUUUUUAAAACUGAUAUAGCCAUCAUGCUAGUAAAGAAGCACAGUGUUUUGUUUAUGCAUGUUAGCUGCUCAUCAUGCAUUUCUGUAGUCUACAUAACAUAUAUUGAAGUUGAUAUUAAACAAAAUAUUUAACAGUUUGUAAUAUUCAGGAUUUAUAAACUUGAUGCUUAAAGACAAUAAAAUACUCUUUUUUUCAAAUUUUUAUUUAUUUUAUGUAUUUUUAUACAAUGACUAAAUAAGAAAAUGUUACUAAUGAUAUAGUCUCAAAAGAAACCACAUGCAGUUCAACAAAGGCUUCAUAUUAUUAAGCACAACAAAAAGGGAAAAAAAUGCUAGAAUGAGCAACUCCCUUUCUUCCAAACGAGAAAAAAAAAAGCAUUAUGUACUUCUAAUCACAUUUUCAAUAAAGUUAACACUGUAACUUGAUUAACAUUUUAAUAUGACACAUUCACAAUAAACAAAAUAAAUACAAAUGUCAAACAAUGCCACAAGAAUAAUCCCAAUGACAAGACAUUUUGAUUUUUGUUUAAUAUUGCAUUAACACAGAACACUGAAGUAAUUACAAAAAUUGGAGGUUAUAUAUUUGUACAAGCAAGCAGAAUAUAUUCCACAAAUUAGCUAUCUUGCUUUAAACAUAUACAUAUUACUUUUAGAAGAUGCAUUGUGUUCUUUUAUCGAUAAAUUUAACAAUGCUCUUAUACAUUUAAAUAGCCUGGAAAAUUUUUAUGAAGUUCCAGAUAUAUAUUUAUUAGGUACAAAAAUAUAUAUUUCAGUAGGCCCUAAUAUCAAUUUUAAAGUAUAUAUAAAUAUUUAUUAUGCUUAGUCUAUAGAUUUUUAAAUAACAUUGUGGAAAUCACUUUUAAUUUUUUAACUUUUAAGCUCUUCCUAAUUAAUACACAAAUAACAAAGACUGUGAUUAAUCUUCAAAACCGAAAAGGUUUUUUUUUUUUUUCUUCCCCUCAAAAAAAAAAAAAAAAAAA
Stegodyphus dumicola is the source of this 4619-nucleotide messenger RNA. RefSeq names its product sperm-specific sodium:proton exchanger-like. Gene Ontology annotation, cellular component: plasma membrane. Lineage: Eukaryota; Metazoa; Arthropoda; Arachnida; Araneae; Eresidae. The record is from RefSeq and is a predicted model, not a curated record. Gene Ontology annotation, biological process: potassium ion transmembrane transport; proton transmembrane transport; regulation of intracellular pH. Gene Ontology annotation, molecular function: potassium:proton antiporter activity; sodium:proton antiporter activity.